Molecule: messenger RNA, 2840 nt
Organism: Condylura cristata (star-nosed mole)
Lineage: Eukaryota; Metazoa; Chordata; Mammalia; Eulipotyphla; Talpidae
Gene: RASA3
Product: RAS p21 protein activator 3
Exons: 17
Coding region: 113-1744 (543 amino acids)
Biological process (GO): regulation of GTPase activity
Source: RefSeq, a predicted model, not a curated record
CAGUUGUUGAUGACACCCGACGCUGCGGAAUCCGGCACCAGCGCGUGCUCCUUCCUGCCGGCUUUAUUUUGGUGAGGCCAAAAACCUCCCCACGUGCCCGGGGCCCAGCAAGAUGCGGGGCUGCUACUGCACCGUGAACCUGGACCAGGAGGAGGUGUUCCGGACCCAGACGGUGGAGAAGUCCCUCUGGGGCCUGCCGCUCACCGAGCUCUGCCCCCGCCCCGCGUCCUCAGGGAAGGUGGCCAUCCAGAAGGAAGACCUGCAGAAGUACCACAACAGGGACACCUGGUUCCAGCUGCAGCACGUGGAUGCCGACUCCGAGGUGCAGGGCAAGGUCCACCUGGAGCUGCGGCUGAGCGAGGUCAUCACCGACUCGGGAGCCGUGUGCCACAAGCUGGCCGUGCGCAUCUUCGAGUGCCAGGGCCUCCCCAUUGUGAACGGGCAGUGCGACCCCUACGCCACCGUGACGCUGGCCGGACCAUACAGGUCGGAAGCCAAGAAGACGAAGGUGAAGAAGAAGACCAACAACCCCCACUUCGACGAGGUGUUUUACUUUGAGGUGACCCGACCCUGCAGCUACAGUCGGAAGUCCCACUUCGACUGUGAGGAGGAGGACGUGGACAAGCUUGAAAUCCGAGUGGACCUGUGGAACGCCAGUAACCUGAAAUUUGGAGACGAGUUUCUGGGAGAACUGCGGGUCCCGCUGAAGGUGCUGGGGCAGUCCAGCUCCUACGAGGCCUGGUACUUCCUCCAGCCCCGAGACAGCGGCGGCAAGAACCUGAAGCCUGGGGACCUGGGGUCUCUGCGCCUCAACGUGGUGUACACGGAGGACCACGUCUUCACCUCGGACUACUACAGGGGCCUGCGGGGCCUGCUGCUGAAGUCCGCGGACGUGGAGCCCGUGUCGGCGUCCGCGGCCCACGUCCUGGGGGAGGUCUGCAAGGAGAAGCAGGAGGCGGCCGUCCCGCUGGUGCGGCUCUUCCUCCACUACGGCCGGGUGGUGCCCUUCAUCAGCGCCAUCGCCAACGCCGAGGUCCGGCGCACCCAGGACCCCAACACCAUCUUCCGUGGGAACUCGCUGACCUCCAAGUGCAUCGACGAGACCAUGAAGCUGGCGGGGAUGCAGUAUCUGCACCUCACGCUCAAGGCCGCCAUAGAGGAGGUCAUCCACAGCCACAAGUCCUGUGAGAUCGACCCGGUGAAGCUGAAGGACGGCGAGAACCUGGAGAGCAACAUGGGCCCCCUGCCCUCCCAGGACCCCCAGGUGUCCAGGACGCUGACCCUGAUCUCCAAGACCAUCCAGACGCUGGGCAGCCUCUCCAAAUCCAAGUCUGCCAGCUUUAAGGAGUCCUACAUGGCCGCCUUCUACGAGUUCUUCAACGAGCAGCAGUAUGCCGACGCAGUGAAAGACUUCUUGGACCUGAUCUCGUCGUCCGGGCGAAGAGACCCCAAGAGCGUGGAGCAGCCCAUCCUGCUCAAGGAGGGGUUCAUGAUCAAGAGGGCACAGGGCCGAAAACGCUUCGGGAUGAAGAACUUUAAGAAGAGAUGGUUCCGCCUGACAAACCACGAGUUCACCUACCACAAAAGCAAAGGUCCGGAGACCUUGGCCAUUUGCUGUGUCCACCCUUGCCCUGGGCCAGCACCUUCCUCAGCCGCUGCCCCCCGCAGGGAGCACCCCAUCGGAGACAAGAGCUUCCAGAGCUACAUCAGCCAGCAGUCGGAGGAGUCCACACACUCCAUCUAGCCACAGGGCCGCUGCCGGGCGCCAGAGGCCAGGCGUCCGCUCCUGCCCCAGGGUGCCUCUGCCCUCGCUGCCCUGCAGGCCGCCCCGGGCCGCCACACGUCCUCUCACGCUCGCUUCCGCUCAGCCUACCGAGCGUCUCUUUCUCCUGGACCCUGCUCCGGUGGGCCUGGCCCCAGCCUGGCCCAGCUGCACUGACCGCCCUGUCCCUGGCCGCCAGAUCAGCCUCACGGCAGGGUUCAUGGUGACCCCAGCCCUGGGGUGCACGUACCCCACGGCCAGAGUCCUCGAGUGCCCCGGCAGCCUGCCGGGGCAGGGCCAGCCGCUGAGCGCCCAGUCCAGCCGGGGCAUCUCGGUCUGACCUGCCGUCAGCGGGACAGGUCAGGCGCCCACGCCCGUCAGCCACAGGGACGCUGCCCAAGAGCCUCACGUAGGCCGGCGCAGCGGUUCCGAGCCGUUUCUUAAUGUUUUUAAAGGUCCGUUUUUACUUCGCUUUGAUAUGUGGUGACUGAGGACACAGCCCCGCCCAGGGGAGGGGCCGGCAGCCAGGGUGGCCGCCGGGGUAGGCGUGGGCGGCCGUGUCCUCCGAGCGGGUGCAGGCGUGGGCGGCUCCCGGCAGCAGCCCGGCCGGCCUGGCCCUUCGUUUCCGCGUGGAGCACUUGGCUCGGACGCUCCACCUGGACGACCUCAGUAUUGUUUCUUAUCGCAAAGAACGUGGGGAAAAUGUUGCGCGACACGGAGCCCCCGACACCCCGCCCAGACCACGCCACUGCCUCGCCCACGAAGGUGUUGCGCCCGCCGGCCACCAAUGCCAGGGCGCAUUUUACUAGCAAUUAAAGCAGAUGUUUUAUUCUUCCCGAGGCCCGGCUGCUUCUCCAGGAGCAGGUGGCGGGAGGCCGGGCUGGGACCUUUGCGAUAGCAGGUGACGGCCCAGAGGGUGGGCGAGGAGCCCCAGGGCUGCUGAGAGACCCUGAGACGCGUCCCCAAGGUGGGUGAGGUUCUCCUGAUGCAGGCGGGGUCCCCGUGACGGGGGCCCCCCAUAGAGGGUGAGGACCGGAGAUGUGGGCGCCUGUGACCGUGAGGACCCCUGACGGGGGUC